AUGAGUAUAUUCACCGGGACCUUUCGCCUGCAGGACAUCACCAUCAUGUACUUCACAGCCCUGGCUGCGCUGGUUCUCAUCCUGGUGGCGUCGUACCAGGCCCCGGCCAGAGCCAUCAACCCCCUGGACCCCUCGUCCAGCCCCCGGGCCCCCGCACCCCCUGCUCUGCCCAUGCCCUUCCACGUGCCACUGGACCCCCGCGGUGACCUCCAGCUGGCCUGGAACGUCAGCUACGCCACGCAAGAGGUCUACUUUGAGCUGACGGUGGCCCACAUACAGCACGGCGUGUUGCUGGGCAUGUCCGACCGCGGGGAGCUGACCAACGCCGACCUGGUGGUUCUGUGGGACGACGGAGCCAAGAGCUACUUUGGGGAUGCAUGGAGUGAUGCAGAGGGUCAUGUAACUCAGGACCAACAACAGGAUUACCAGCUGCUGGAGGCCAGCCAGACCCCCCAGGGCUUCCACCUGCUCUUCAAUAGAUCAUUCAGCACCUGCGACCCCAGGGACUACCUCAUCCAGGAUGGUACGGUCCACAUCAUUUACGGUCUCCUGGACCGUCCCAUCGCGUCCCUGGACCGGCUCAACCUGUCCCUCAUCCAGACGGGGAUGCAGCGGGUGCUGAUGCUGCGGCCGGACGGCCCGGCGCCCUCCCUGCCCCCCGACGCCCAGACCCUGGAGGUCCUGGCGCCCAACGUCACCAUCCCGGGCAAGGAGACCACCUACUGGUGCUCCGUCCAGCAGCUGCCCCUGAACAUGCCCCGCAACCACAUAGUCAUGUACGAGUCGGUGAUCACCCCGGGCAAUGAGGCCAUCGUCCACCACAUGGAGGUGUUCGAGUGUUCUCCUGACGUCCCGGACGUCCCGAGCUACAGCGGGCCCUGUGACGACAAGAUGAAGCCCAGCAAGCUCAACUUCUGCCGCCACGUCCUGGCGGCCUGGGCCAUGGGGGCGGAGGCAUUCUACUACCCACCAGAUGCAGGUCUUCCUCUCGGCGGUCCGGGCUCUUCCAGGUUUCUACGGCUGGAGGUCCACUACCACAAUCCCCUGCUGCUCUCUGGCCGGCGUGAUACCUCCGGGGUACGCUUGUAUUACACCCCCAGUCUGCGGCGCUACGACGCGGGGAUCAUGGAGCUGGGCCUUGUCUACACUCCCAUCAUGGCGGUGCCUCCGAGACAGCGCGCCUUCGACCUCGCCGGCUACUGCAACUCCAAGUGUACCCAGACCGCGCUCCCUCCAGGUGGGAUCCAUAUAUUUGCGUCCCAGCUCCACACCCACCUGGCGGGGAGAGGGGUCCGGACUGUUCUGGUGAGGGGAGGAGUGGAGCUGGAGGUCGUACAAGAAGACCAGCACUACAGCACACAUUACCAGACCAUCAGAAUGCUAAGGAAGAUGGUCAGUGUAUUACCUGGAGACGUGCUGGUGACCAAGUGCACGUACAACACAGAAGAUCGGAGCGGACCCACGGUGGGAGGCUUCGGCAUCAUGGAGGAGAUGUGUGCGAACUACAUCCACUACUACCCCCGCACUCAGCUGGAGCUGUGCAAGAGCCACGUGGACGCCGACUACCUGCAGAAGUACUUCAGCCUCAUCAACAGGUUCCAAGGUAGAGACCAGUGUGUGUGUGGUGAGGCCGGGGUGACGCAGCAGUUCUCUGCUCUGCACUGGGACCCAUUCAGCGGCGAGGUGCUGGACUCCCUGUACAACAACGCCCCCAUCUCCAUGCACUGCAACCAGUCGUCUGCACGCCUCUUCCCUGGGCAGUGGGACCACCAGCCUCUCCCGGAGGUCACCUCUGUGCUCCAGCAGCCCCUGUACCCGUGUGAGGGAGGAAGGCUAAACCCAGGGAACUGACCGCGCCCCUAUCCGGACCCGGGCAGACUGAAGGGCGUGGCCGGGGUCCCACAGGGGUUGAUGACCUCACAUUGGCUUCACCAUGAUGUCUUUGCCCCUCUUCUCUGAAACUGAAGGGUUCAUGUGGCCCUGGAGGAGUGAUGUCCCCAUUAUAUUAUAUAUUAAGAGCACUAAUAAAAAAUACAAUCAAAUAAAUUGAAAUAACUGGGAGCCUGACUUGCAUGAUCCUGAAGUAAGAAUUGUGUAAGAAUAUACCUUUAUAGCCUCCAGAGUGUUUACAUUGUUUAAGUCUCAUGAUACAGUGUGGUAGGCUGCAAAUGUAAGGGGAUGUGCAACAGCUUUCUCACACAGAGGAUUGUGAUUGCUGGAUUAAACGGGCAAAUAAUUUGUAGCAGGCAUAUAUUCGAAAAGCUAAAAGCCGGGCAAGCAUAUUCUUUUAAAUCAUCUUUGAGUUCACCGAGAUGCUGUUGGAACCUCAGACAGUCUACCAUAAAGGGCGAACCCUGACUAACAUUUUAACCAGCGAACUGGCCAUAGCGCCACCUGUUGGCAAACACACCAUUUUGUUCUGCAUUUAACCCUGAUACAAAUGUCAUCUUCUAUACUUGUGUAAUGUAUAUUA
Molecule: messenger RNA, 2473 nt
Organism: Gadus chalcogrammus (walleye pollock)
Lineage: Eukaryota; Metazoa; Chordata; Actinopteri; Gadiformes; Gadidae
Gene: dbh
Product: dopamine beta-hydroxylase (dopamine beta-monooxygenase)
Exons: 12
Coding region: 1-1851 (616 amino acids)
Biological process (GO): octopamine biosynthetic process; norepinephrine biosynthetic process; dopamine catabolic process
Cellular component (GO): secretory granule membrane
Molecular function (GO): dopamine beta-monooxygenase activity; copper ion binding
Source: RefSeq, a predicted model, not a curated record